AUAGCGCUACGGUGCUUUGAUAUUUUGUUUUUUGAUUCGGCCUCCAGAGCGGCAGAAUAUUUUCUUUUUUUUUUGCAGAAAAAAGCCAAUUGCAAGUAUUAGCCAAGUGUUAGCAAAUAAGAUUGCUAAAUUUGUACCUGCACAUUGCCAGCCAUCCAAUUGCCGCUCGUCUCCCCAGCCUGCGGCAAGCGACAGAAGCUAGAAAGAGAAAAGUGAAGAAGUCCCUUGGCAUUUUGUUAAAAAGCUAAUAUUCGCGAUGGCUGCACAACCUAGCCCCCUCAUGAAUCCCCAGCAGCAACAGCAGCUUAGCGAGCAGGAGAAGGUGUACCAAUGGAUCAACGAGCUGGCACAUCCAGACACGCGCGAGAAUGCUCUGCUGGAGCUGAGCAAGAAACGUGAGACCGACUUGGCCCCCUUGCUGUGGAGCAGCUUCGGAACGGCCAGCGCUUUGCUCCAAGAGAUCGUCAACAUUUAUCCGGCGAUAACGCCGCCAACCAUGACGGCGCAUCAGUCCAAUCGUGUGUGCAACGCCCUGGCCCUGCUGCAGUGCGUGGCCUCGCACCCGGAGACGCGCUCCGCCUUCCUUGCGGCCCAGAUACCGCUCUACUUGUACCCCUUCCUGUCGACCAGCUCCAAGACCAGGCCCUUCGAGUACCUACGCCUCACCAGCCUGGGCGUGAUUGGAGCGCUGGUAAAGACCGACGAGCAGGAGGUGAUCACGUUCCUACUGACCACUGAGAUCGUGCCCCUCUGCCUCAGUAUCAUGGACAGCGGCUCAGAGCUGAGCAAGACCGUGGCCACGUUCAUCAUCCAGAAAAUACUGCUCGACGAAUCGGGUCUGUCGUACAUUUGCCAGACCUACGAACGCUUCUCGCAUGUGGCCAUCACCCUGGGCAAAAUGGUCAUUCAGCUCUCGAAGGACCCGUGCGCCCGCUUGUUGAAGCACGUUGUGCGUUGCUAUCUUCGCCUCUCGGACAAUACUCGCGCUCGCAAGGCUCUGGGCCAGUGUCUGCCCGAUCAGCUGCGCGACGGCACCUUUGCCUUGUGCCUGCAGGACGACAAGACCACCAAACAAUGGCUGCAGAUGCUCCUGAAGAACUUGGAGCUGGGCGCCAAUCCGCAACAGAUUGGGAUGUCGCCGUUGGGUUCCUAGAUCCCCCCAGCCCUCCAUACAUUUGCGCUUUUCUCAAGUAUUGCCCAGAAAUCCAACGACUGGGAAAGUCUUCAUCAGAAGAUCGCCAGAGUCAGCAACGGAAUCAGAACUGAAAAAAGGAUAGUAUAUAAUAUAGUUAUAUUAAUAUAAGUCUAUCACCUGAUACCAUAUAAAUUACAAGGUAAAUAUAGUAAAACGAACAUGUUA
Drosophila kikkawai is the source of this 1360-nucleotide messenger RNA. Its product is annotated as CCR4-NOT transcription complex subunit 9-like. The record is from RefSeq and is a predicted model, not a curated record. NCBI's taxonomy places the organism in Eukaryota, Metazoa, Arthropoda, Insecta, Diptera, Drosophilidae. Gene Ontology annotation, biological process: negative regulation of translation; mRNA catabolic process. Gene Ontology annotation, cellular component: CCR4-NOT complex; P-body; CCR4-NOT core complex.